This is a messenger RNA of Lates calcarifer (barramundi perch), 4598 nucleotides long. RefSeq names its product melanotransferrin (gene meltf). NCBI's taxonomy places the organism in Eukaryota, Metazoa, Chordata, Actinopteri, Centropomidae. Gene Ontology annotation, cellular component: recycling endosome; extracellular region; plasma membrane. Gene Ontology annotation, biological process: iron ion transport. The record is from RefSeq and is a predicted model, not a curated record. Bases 283 to 2454 code for a protein of 723 amino acids. The transcript has 16 exons.
AGCAGAGACGUGUCAGACCAGGUACACACCAGGGAGGCACACUUCAUAAACUCUACUCUGAGCCUCAAAUCCUCGAGCUGAAAGACUUGUGACUCCUGAAUGACAUGUUGUAGAUGACUGUGUUGUAAAUCACUUAAAAUACAACCUCCUCUGAGCUUCACACGAGGACUUUAAGCCGGGUCUUGGAGAUAGAAGUUGGACUUUGACUUGGGAGUCGUCAUAUAAAGUAGAGGAGAAGGAAAAGGAGGUUAUUUCACAGAGGGAGGACGAGAGAACAAGGCCAUGGCCAUGUGGAGGACAGUAGGAGCUUUACUGCUGAUAGUACAUGCUGUGUUCAGCCAGAGCCUGAUCAGAUGGUGCACCAUCUCCGACCCAGAGCAGAGGAAAUGUCAGGCCAUGUCGGAGGCUUUCGCCGCCGUCUCCAUCCGUCCGUCCCUCAGCUGCGUCAACGGAGCGACAGUCGAGGGCUGCGUUCAGAAACUGCAGAAAAAUGAAGCCGAUGCCUUGUCCAUGUUCGGCAGUGACAUCUACAAACUGGGGAAGACCACCUCCUUCAAGAUAGCUGCCAGUGAAUCAAAGCCUGACCGUACCGGUGCCUCCUACUAUGCAGUUGCUGUGGUGAAGAAAACCAAUCCUUCCAUCAACAUCAACAACCUCGCAGGAAAAAAGACCUGCCACACCGGGAAGGGCCGAACAGCCGGCUGGAAUAUGCCUUUGGGAUACUUCAUAGAUCAGGGUUACAUGUCUGUGAUGGGCUGUGACAUCCCAAAGGGUGUGGCUAAUUUCUUCAAUGCUAGCUGUAUCCCUGGAGCAAACGAGCCCGGAGACCCUCCAUCUCUGUGUCAGCUGUGCAAAGGAGACGCCACCGGACUGCACAAAUGUGAAAAGAGCAACAAGGAGAGAUACUUCAGCUAUGAAGGAGCUUUCAGAUGUCUGGCUGAAGAUGCAGGAGAGGUGGCCUUCAUCAAACACACAACUGUCGAGGAGAACACUGAUGGUCGGGGUCCAGAAUGGGCAAAACCACUGAUGUCUUCAGACUAUCAGCUGCUGUGUCGUGACGGCACCAGAGCUAAAGUCUCUGACUGGAAGACAUGCAAUCUGGUCCGUGUCCCGUUUCGUGGCAUUGUGGUCGGCAAUCACGUCACUCCCUCUGUGGUGUUCAGCAUGCUGACGGAGGGGUUGGAAAAGUCGGGCUUCAACUUGUUUUCAUCUACAUCGUUUGGAGGAGAAAAUUUGUUGUUCUCCGAUUCAUCCACCCUGUUUCAGGGGGCAGAGUCGGACGACCCCAAGACGUGGAUGGGCCGCUACUAUUACAAUGCCAUGAAAGCCAUGGACUGUAAAUCAGAAACUGUCCUGCGGUGGUGUGUGUUGUCCAGCGGUGAGCAGCAGAAGUGCGCUGACAUGGCCGUAAACUUUAAAAAUAAAGGUCUGACUCCGGACAUCAAGUGCGUCUACGGAGACUCUGUGACUGACUGCAUGGCAAAAAUCAAGAACAACGAGGCUGAUGCCAUCACUCUGGAUGGAGGCUACAUCUACACAGCAGGCAAAGACUACGGCUUGGUCCCUGCUACCGCUGAGAGCUACACAGAUGACCGUGAUGGCUCCAUGUACUAUGCAGUGGCGGUGGUGAAAAAGAGUAGCCUCGACAUCCGUAACAUUGAAGACCUGCGUGGUCGUCGCUCCUGUCACACUGGAUUGGGUCGCACGGCUGGCUGGAACGUUCCCGUGGCGAACCUGAUCGAGAAAGGCCUGAUCACCCCUCAGCAGUGUCAGAUACCCCAAGCGGUGGGAGGGUUCUUCAAGCAGAGCUGUGUACCAGGUGCCAACCAGCCUGGCUUCCCUAGCAGCCUGUGUGAUUUGUGUGUGGGAGACAGUUCAGGGAACAACAAAUGUGAGAAGGGGAAAGACCUGUAUGAUGGAUACGAUGGUGCCUUCAGGUGUCUGGCGAAGGGAAAUGGAGAUGUGGCUUUCGUCAAGCACUCUACUGUCUUCCAAAACACUGAUGGUAACUCUGGUGAGUCGUGGGCAGUAGAUCUCCACUCUACAGAUUUCCAGCUGCUCUGUUCUCAGAACACUAAGGCCGAGGUCACGCAGUACAGACACUGUAACCUGGCCAGAGUCCCCUCCCAUGCUGUAAUGGUACGACCAGACACCAACAUCCACAAUGUCUAUGGACUCCUGGACUACGCACAGAAAUACUUUGGCAGUGACACAAACCCUGAUUUCAGGAUGUUUGACUCUCAGGCCUAUAAGGGCACAGAUCUCAUCUUCAAAGACUCCACCGUUCGCCUCGUGGGUGUUGCUAACAGAAAGACCUACCAGGAGUGGCUGGGACAGGGUUACAUGGACUCACUGGUUGAAAUGGAGUGUAAUUCAUCAAGUGCAGUGAUGUCCUCUGUGUUGCUGCUGAUGAUGGCCCUGUUCAGCUUCAUGCUGACCAACCUCUGGAUGUAAAGGCACAAUAUGAAACAUUCGUCCUGCCUCUUCUCGUACUCCCUUCUUCCUCCUUCUUUCUAAUCAUUUUUCCCUUUAUCCCUUUCCUGUAUUCUUCCCCUCCUCUCUUCUCUCUCCAUGUGUGGCUCCUUUGUCACCACUUUUCACACAUGAAUCUUCAGAUGUCAGCCUUCUUGAUUGCUGUCCAAUCAAAUCACCCGCUAUAGCCUUAGUCCAGCCUAGUUUAGCCCUGCUUUUCGGGAGACCCACUCCUUCUCUCUCUGACUGUGUUUUUGUCUUAAAAUUGCUUAAUUUCUACCAGAUUGAAUAAUAUUUCAAUAUAUGAGAAGAUGUCGUGUUGGAACUGCCUUUGGAUUUAAAUGGAGCAACUGUUGAAGAAAAUGAGGGACUUGUUUUUUGUGGCAGAGAGGAGUUCAGCUGGUGUGAAUCAGACAUGAUGAGAGAAGGUGCUGCUGCCACUUUGUUUACUGAAGGUGAGCUGCCAUAUCAGUGCAUAUGCUGCCACCUGUUACAUUGCUUUAGUAGGGUAGUGCCUCUCUCUCUCUCUCUGAGGAACAGCCAAUCUAAUUUCUAUCCACACAUGAGCCACAGAUAAUGUUUUAACUUCUCACAGAAACCUAAUCUGAAGAUCACUUAAACUGUUUAACUUGUAAAAGUGCUGGUUUGACCAGUACAUACAUAUUACAACAUGUUUUCUCACUUACAUCUUGUGACGUGCAGAUUGGUUUAAUUUGUCCAUGUUUUGACAUUUCUGUCUUUUAGAUUUCUGCCUCUGCCUCAGUGCGAAGGAGGGGAAAGAAAACAUGAAAUAUUAUUUCAUCCUAUUAUUUUGGAUAAUCCAUAGAACACAGUCUCAGUAGUCUCAGUAGUUUUUAUAGGAAAUUAGUGAGUAGUAGUAGUAGUAGACGUAGUUCCAGCCAAAAUAGUUCAGUGUCUAUGGAUUAUCCAGAAAGUUCUGAGAAGCUUUUCAAAGAUGUGAGCACCAUAAACAAAAUUCCAUUUUUAGUACAUCCAUUGUCUUGGAUGCAUAAAAACCUGGACAAAUAACAACUAAACUUACAAACUUACCAGAGAGUAAGUUUUUUAGCCUUUUAGGCUAACUGGUCCCAGGUCAGCUUUCCCAUUUGCAAAAGGCUUCAUGUGACUAUAGAAGUAAGAUUGUUGUUCUGCUCUGCUGCCACUUGCUCUGUGAGUACUACUAAUGGACGCAGCCUUUUCAUUAGCUGAGGUUGUGUUUCUGCUAUAAGCUAAUGCCAUAUCAGUGAAUAUGCACUAGUGUUACCUCCACACAGAGCUGUGCUGGGGAUGGUGUGAGGAUGAGUGAGUGAGUUUUCAACCAUAGGCUGUCAGCUUCAUGUAUUCUCCUCAAAUGCUUUGAAACCAAAGAGAUAAAUAAUUUAAUUUAUCCUUGUUGUUGUUAUCAAUCUGAGACUUUUGGGAUGGCGCUACACCUGCAACCACUUUUUUCAAACCUUUGUAACAUUUCAGUUUCUACAUUUAGACACAAAUGGAGUGAGUAACUCUGAACACACUGGUUUGGGGAGAACAUGAAGAAAACAUCCUGUGGUUUGUGUUGGAUAGUGAAUGUGUUUUUGUUGUCUGGAUGGUUUAAGUCAAUGAACAGUUUGUGUCAAUUGAAGGGAGAUGACAGGUUUCACUUUAAUUUCAUAGUGAAGAUAGUUUUUAAAAAGUUAAAUAAAGGUGGACAAGAAAAUAUAAUACAGUUAAAAGGCAGUAAUUGUUAAUAUUAGACUAUGCUCCGCUCAUGUCUGCUAACCCAAACAACUCACUCCAGAAGUGUCUCUUUCUAACUCAAACUAACCUGUUCUCAUCGUUAUCAACUGUACUUCCUGCUGCUUGAUGCCAUUUCCUGUUUUAAACUUGUUGAUUGGGUGUGUAUUUUCCUAUUUUGAGAGAUUUAUUUUUAUAUGAAGGUCAGGUGCCAUAUCAGUGUAUAUGUACUGACUCAUGCUGUCAGAAACUAAUGCCUUCUCUUCCUCUUGAUAGAGAUUUAUUUCUAUGUGAAAUGAUGUAACAUGUAACUAAUAUUUAGUUGCCAGGCCAGUGCGUCUGCACAAGUAUUGCUACAUAAAGCUAUUUUUCUGUUCUUUUUCAAAUGAAAUAAACUUAUAUGCUGCAAUGUG